This is a messenger RNA of Chanos chanos (milkfish), 1176 nucleotides long. It is a transcript of the gene nphs2, whose product is annotated as NPHS2 stomatin family member, podocin. The record is from RefSeq and is a predicted model, not a curated record. Bases 1 to 1176 code for a protein of 391 amino acids. NCBI's taxonomy places the organism in Eukaryota, Metazoa, Chordata, Actinopteri, Gonorynchiformes, Chanidae. The transcript has 8 exons. Gene Ontology annotation, cellular component: plasma membrane.
AUGGAGGGAAGACCAGAAAAAGUGUCAUCACAUCGUCCUCCAAGACCUGGGAAGACGACAAAGAGGGAACCGUCACCAGUCCCUAAGGAGAGAUCACAGAAAAUAAGCAAGUCAGUCAGGCUUCAAGAGCCUCAGAUGAAAAAAGACAAGGAGACGACCGACGACAUGUUGGAGGAGGGCAAAGAGAUCAAACUGAGACCACCAGAGAUGUCCUGCUCUACUGUCGUUAAUGUAGACAGUGUGAGAGAAAAAUCGAAAGAGGAAAAUGAAGAAGCACUGGGGCUGCUGGAGACUGGGUGGCGUGAGGAGGGCAUGAAGCCCAGAAGCCUUGGAGCUUGUGAGUUGCUACUCGUAGUUGUAGCAGUUGCCACUGUGAUCUUCUUCUUGCCUGUCUCCAUUUGGUUCUGUAUAAAGAUUAUCAGGGAGCAUGAGCGAGCUGUGAUUUUUAGGUUAGGGCACUUGUUACAGAGAAAGCCCAGAGGACCAGGUCUUCUUUUUUACCUCCCAUUCUUGGAUGUUUGCCAUAAAGUAGACAUCCGUCUGAAAACGCUACAAGUCCCCUCACACACGGUGGUGACAAAAGAUCUGGUCUGCACAGAAGUUAGUGCGGUCUGUUACUACCGCAUUGAGAACGUGUCCCUGUGCUACAGCUCAUUGGCUAGAGUUCCUGCCGUGCUCCAGGCUUUGGUCCAGGUCUCAGUCAGGGAGGUCCUUGCCCAUCAUACCUUCACCCAGAUACUGCUGGACAGAAGGAAAAUUGCGCAGGAGAUCCAGGUCGCUCUAGAUUCCAUUGCAUGUAAAUGGGGAAUUAAGGUGGAGAGGACAGAAAUAGAAGACAUCCAUCUUCCCCCUGAACUGCAACAUAACUUCGCAAUUGAAGCUGAAGCCAAGAGACAGGCCCAAAUCAAAGUGAUUGCAGCAGAAGGAGAGAAGGCAGCCUGUGAGGCCCUGAGGGCUUCCUUGGACACUCUCUCUGGAUCUCCGAUGGCUGUUCAGUUGCGUCUCCUUCAGCUCCUGCACAGUCUACAUUCUGAAAAGCCAGCUGUGGUUGUUACGUUACCCUGUGACCUCCUCCAGCAAGCUGCUGACCUGUCAGCCAUUACUACUACAGUCAAUCAAAACCUCACCACAGGUGACAUCACAAAAGAGGCUGAUAAAGAUUCACCAAUGAUGUAA